Molecule: messenger RNA, 3813 nt
Organism: Daldinia childiae
Lineage: Eukaryota; Fungi; Ascomycota; Sordariomycetes; Xylariales; Hypoxylaceae
Product: DNA-directed RNA polymerase I subunit rpa1
Exons: 1
Coding region: 1-3813 (1270 amino acids)
Biological process (GO): DNA-templated transcription
Cellular component (GO): RNA polymerase I complex
Molecular function (GO): DNA binding; DNA-directed RNA polymerase activity
Source: RefSeq, a predicted model, not a curated record
AUGUCUGAAAUGCACGAAGCUUGUGUUCAAUUGCAAGAUAGCGUAAAUUCUUUAAUUGACCGUGAUAGAAAUCCUAUCCGCGGAGCCGCUGGAAAGAGGAAUGAAGACGGUAUCAAACAGAAGCUCGAAAAGAAAGAAGGACUUUUCAGAAAAAACAUGAUGGGCAAGCGUGUUAACUAUGCUGCACGAAGUGUCAUUUCCCCAGAUCCCAACAUUGAGACCAGCGAAAUAGGUGUCCCUCCCGUCUUCGCCAAAAAGUUAACAUAUCCGGAACCGGUGACCAGCCAUAAUUUUAGAGAAAUGCAACAGGCAGUUAUCAAUGGUGUCGACAAAUGGCCCGGUGCCACCGCGAUUGAGAACGAGAACGGGCAAAUUAUUAACCUGAAAAACAAAUCUGCGGAAGACCGUGUUGCUUUAGCCAACCAGCUUCUCGCGCCGACAAGCCAAGAAUAUGCCGGGGUGAAAGGCAAAAAGGUCCACCGACAUCUCGGAAACGGCGAUGUGGUGUUAAUGAAUCGUCAGCCCACGCUGCACAAGCCCUCCAUUAUGGGUCAUCGAGCCAGAGUCCUGCCUGGAGAAAAGACGAUUCGUAUGCACUACGCAAAUUGUAACACGUACAACGCAGAUUUCGAUGGUGACGAGAUGAAUAUGCACUUCCCUCAAAACGAACUUGCUCGAGCAGAAGCUUUAAAGAUUGCCGAUACCGACCAUCAGUAUCUAUCAGCUACUGCUGGGAAGCCCUUGCGAGGUCUGAUCCAGGACCAUUUGUCUGUGUCUGUUGCGCUCUGUAACAAGGAUACCUUUUUCGAUAAAGGCGCAUAUCAGCAGCUUGUAUAUGGCGCGUUACGACCUGAGAGUGGCCAUAUCACAUCUGAAAGACUUGAGCUUGUCCCGCCAGCUAUCUUCAAGCCUGCUCGGCGUUGGACUGGAAAACAGGUUAUUACAACCAUAUUGAAGAACAUGAAGCCGGCUGGUUGCGGUGAUCUCUGGCUCACCGGGAAAUCACAAUUAAAACCACCUUCUUGGGGCAACUUCCUCGAAGAGAGCAAUGUAUUGUUUAGCGACGGCGAAUUUAUUACCGGUAUCCUUGAUAAGUCACAGCUAGGUCCUAGUGCUGGUGGAUUUAUACACUCUAUCCAUGAGAUCUGGGGCCCUGAACUUGCCGCUAAGCUUCUCAGCUGUCUUGGUCGUCUUCUUACCCGGUACCUUAAUAUGCGCGCUUUCACUUGCGGUAUGGACGAUUUACGACUCACGCCUGAGGGUGAGAAGAGUCGCAAGGAAAAGCUGAAGAGCGCCAGUCAUAUCGGUCUUGAAGUUGCUGCACAAUUUGUGAGUCUAGGCGACCGACCCAAUAUCACCAACACGGAUGAGCUACUAUUGGAACGGUUAGAAGAGGUUAUGCGUGACGAUACGAAGCAAGAAGGCUUAGAUCGUAUGAUGAAUUCCCGAUCGCGUGAUCUGUCUAGCGAAGUCAAUAAGACUCUUCCCGCAGGGCUCGUGAAACAAUUCCCUAAAAAUCAAAUGCAGUCUAUGACAACAUCCGGUGCAAAGGGAAGUACUGUCAAUGCAAACUUGAUUUCUUGCAACCUUGGCCAGCAGGUUCUUGAAGGUCGAAGGGUACCUCUGAUGGUUAGCGGCAAGUCGUUGCCAUGCUUUCGUCCGUUCGAAACAAGUGUGCGAGCAGGUGGUUAUAUUGUAAAUCGUUUCUUAACUGGAAUUCGACCUCAGGAAUACUAUUUCCAUCACAUGGCUGGACGAGAAGGUUUAAUUGAUACCGCUGUAAAGACGUCACGAUCCGGUUAUCUACAAAGAUGUCUAAUCAAGGGAAUGGAGGGCCUAAAAGUUGCUUAUGAUUCAUCCGUACGAGAUGCCGACGGAUCAAUGGUUCAGUUCUUAUACGGAGAAGACGGUUUGGAUAUCACCAAGCAGAAAUACUUGACUGAUUUCGGCUUUGUGCUUCGCAACCAGAUAUCUGAGGUCAAUUUGCUUGGUAUUGGAGAGAGGGGAUGGGAUCAAGAAAUCUACGAAUCUAAGGACUACGCUCAAAAAUACCAAAAGAAAGCCAUCAAGCAGGCCAAGGCGAAUGAUCCAAAGGCCCUCGACCCGAUUCACACUGAGCUUAAUCCCAAUCGCCAUGCGUUCUCCACGUCGGAAAAGUUCUACGAGAAGGUGUCCGAGUACAUCAAGAAAAACCAGGACGGUCUGAUCAAAGAGAAGGGCGAGAAGAAAUCAGGUGCUAUGCUCAUCCCUCGUAAAUACGCUGAGAAGAUAUUCCAUGCCAAAUAUCUUCACUCCCUGGUUGAACCUGGCGAGGCCGUAGGUAUCGUUGCUGGUCAAUCCGUCGGUGAGCCUUCGACUCAAAUGACAUUGAACACGUUCCAUUUGGCUGGCCACUCUGCAAAGAACGUCACUCUUGGUAUCCCCCGUUUGCGAGAAAUUCUCAUGACAGCUAGCGACCAUAUUUCCACGCCGUCCAUGACGCUAGUACUGAACGAAGAAUUAUCGGAGGCGGAUGGAGAGACGUUUGCAAAAGCAAUCAGUAUUCUUCCUCUCUCGCACGUCGUCGACAAGGCUACGGUAAAGGAGCGUGUCGGCAAGGGCAUUGGCUACCGCUUAGCAAAGAUGUUUGAUAUUCACCUCCAAUUCUUCCCUUCUACCGAAUACACAAAAACGUACGCGAUCAGCAUUUCUGACGUUCUCAACACCCUCGAGGUUAAGUUUUUGCCCGUCCUAGAGAGGUUAAUCAAGAAGGAAAUCAAGGCAAAGGCUGAUCAAGAGGGCGACGCGGUGCCAGAGGUUGGUGUCAAGUCUGGCGUAGUCGAAGUAGCUUCGGGCAACCCCGAUGCCGUAGCUCGCGAUGAGGAUGAUGACGACGAUGAUGACGAUGACGAUGACGCGACAAAUGCCAAGCAACGCGCGAACCGAGCGCAGGCAGUUUCGUAUGGUGCAAAUGAUGAAGAAGACGACGAAAUCCAGCAGCGAAUGGAGCGGGAGGCGUCACCGGAGGAUGAAGAUGAACCUGAGGACGAAGGGUUUGGUGGCAGUCCGCCCCCACCAAGCGAUGACGAAGAUGAAGACGGCAGUACUAGCAAACGAGCCGGUGCCCGCGAAAGUCGUAUCAAGGAGAAGAUCCCGGUCGUAUCUCGUUUUACAUGUGACGAGAAGAAGGGUGAAUGGUGUGAUUUCACACUUGAAUACGAUUCCAACAUACCUAAGAUCCUCAUGUUGAGCGUUCUCCAAGAAGCAGUCCGGAAAGCACUCAUACAACAAAUCGAUGGUAUUAAGUCCUGCACAUUCGUAGCCGACGAGAAGAUAGUCGACCCGCGAACUGGAGAGGAAGAAAAGAAGGCGGUUAUCCACACAUCCGGUGUCAAUCUCCGAGCCAUGCAGAAGUAUGGCGACUUCAUCAACCCCAACAAGAUUCAGACAAAUGAUAUUGCAUCAGUGCUCCAGGUGUAUGGCGUCGAGGCAGCACGUAACAGUAUCAUUCGGGAACUUGGCGGCGUCUUCGAAGGUCACGGUAUCGGUGUCGAUAAACGACAUCUCAACCUCAUCGGAGACUACAUGACGAGGAACGGAGGGUUCACCCCGUUCAACCGCAACGGCUUGAAGGGUAACGUCAGUCCAUUCACUAAGAUGAGCUUCGAAACCACAUUGUCAUUCUUGAAGGACGCCGUUCUCGACGGAGAUUGGGAUGAUCUUACCACACCCAGUAGCCGAAUCGUCAUGGGCAGGCUAGGCAUGAUCGGCACUGGCGCCUUCGAUGUUCUUCUCAAGGCACAUCCGAAAAACGGGAAGAAUCACCUGAGCUAA